This is a messenger RNA of Echinops telfairi (small Madagascar hedgehog), 495 nucleotides long. Its product is annotated as IQ domain-containing protein F5-like. The record is from RefSeq and is a predicted model, not a curated record. Lineage: Eukaryota; Metazoa; Chordata; Mammalia; Afrosoricida; Tenrecidae. The coding region runs from base 37 to 480 and encodes 147 amino acids. Gene Ontology annotation, molecular function: calmodulin binding. The transcript is spliced from 2 exons.
GCGCAGACCGGACAUGGACCUAUCUACCUCCUAACCAUGGACCCCAAAAAGAACACCAUGACCAGAGAAGACGCAGCCAUGUCCAUCCAGGCCUGGUGGCGCGGCACCCUGGUGCGCAGGACCCUGCUGCACGCGGCGCUCCGCGUCUGGACCAUCCAGUGCUGGUGGCGGCAGGUGCAGCUGAAGGUGCUGACCAAGAGGCGGCAGAUGGUGCUGGAGCACUACGCCCGGCAAGAAUGGGCGGCUGUCAGAGUGCAGGCCUGGUUCCGCAUGUGGCGAAUCCGAAACCGGUACUGCCGCCUGCUCAACGCCGUUCGCAUCAUCCAGGUCUACUGGCGCUGGCGCAGCUGCCACACGCGCGGCUUCAUCCAGGGCCACUAUGAGCUCAAGGCGAACCUUCUGAAUCUUCAACUGGAAAUCUCCUUGGGGUCUCAGGCUUACCGGGUGACACAGCGCAUACCUCUUCCAAUAAAGGAGUGACCAGGUCUGCUGUCA